This is a messenger RNA of Anopheles moucheti, 486 nucleotides long. RefSeq lists its product as uncharacterized. The record is from RefSeq and is a predicted model, not a curated record. The transcript has 2 exons. Bases 109 to 474 code for a protein of 121 amino acids. Gene Ontology annotation, molecular function: single-stranded DNA binding; damaged DNA binding. NCBI's taxonomy places the organism in Eukaryota, Metazoa, Arthropoda, Insecta, Diptera, Culicidae. Gene Ontology annotation, cellular component: site of double-strand break; nucleus; DNA replication factor A complex. Gene Ontology annotation, biological process: base-excision repair; double-strand break repair via homologous recombination; DNA replication.
CGCGCCGAACAAACAACAUCGCGCCAACCCGGCUACAAGAAGUUACACGGCUUGUUUCACAAGAAUAUUGUUUUGUGACGUUGUUUUGUGCAUGAAAUUGUAGAAAAAAUGCUCCAAUUCGAACGCAGAUCAAUCGUAAAUGGAACCUCUAUGAAGAGACAUGUCGGCCAACCCGUCAGUAUUCAUUUGAAGGUGGAUCGUGCCGAAGAUGGUUGCAAGUCGUUCAGCGGCAAAACGUCGGACGGUGUAAAUGUUCAAGUGAUGCUAAUGGAACCACUGAAUGGCGUUUGCACAGGAUGGGUAGAAAUAAUUGGCGUUGCUGGUCCGAACGACUCAAUUCGCGGCAAACAGAUUAUCACAUACUCUAACGUAAACGGAGUUAAAACGGAGGACUUCGAUGUGGACGGACACAACAUGCUUUGCACAUUGCUGUCGGUGUGUAAGGAACCAUUUUACUUGGGUCCACAAAUAUAAUUGUUUGGAGAA